This is a messenger RNA of Tinamus guttatus (white-throated tinamou), 452 nucleotides long. The record is from RefSeq and is a predicted model, not a curated record. Lineage: Eukaryota; Metazoa; Chordata; Aves; Tinamiformes; Tinamidae.
GCUGUGUGUGUGAUGUACUUCUAAAUAAACUUCUUUCCAGUGCUCUUGGAGGAUCGUCCGCCCUUCACAUCCCAGCCUUUCCUGGUGGAGGUUGUCUUAUCGACUACGUGCCCCAAGUGUGCCAGCUACUAACAAACAAGGUACAGUAUGUUAUUCAGGGAUACCACAAGAGAAGAGAGUAUAUCGCAGCUUUCCUGAGUCACUUUGGAACUGGUGUGGUGGAAUACGAUGCAGAAGGCUUCACAAAACUUACUCUAUUGCUGAUGUGGAAAGAUUUUUGCUUCCUUGUUCACAUUGACCUACCCCUGUACUUUCCCCGAGACCAACCAACCCUAACGUUUCAGUCAGUCUACCACUUCACCAACAGUGGACAGCUCUACUCCCAGGCCCAGAAGAACUACCCUUACAGCCCACGCUGGGAUGGCAAUGAAAUGGCCAAGAGAGCAAAGUAA